This is a messenger RNA of Tyto alba (common barn owl), 8118 nucleotides long. It is a transcript of the gene PPP6R2, whose product is annotated as protein phosphatase 6 regulatory subunit 2. Bases 432 to 3236 code for a protein of 934 amino acids. The record is from RefSeq and is a predicted model, not a curated record. Gene Ontology annotation, cellular component: nucleus; cytosol. NCBI's taxonomy places the organism in Eukaryota, Metazoa, Chordata, Aves, Strigiformes, Tytonidae. Gene Ontology annotation, molecular function: protein phosphatase binding; protein phosphatase regulator activity. The transcript has 25 exons.
GGAGCGCCCGCAGCUCGCCCGCCUCGCCGCCCGCUGUCAGCGCAGCCCCCGCCGCGCCCCGCCUCGGCCGCGGCCCAUGCCCGCCGGGCCGCCGCUCCUCGCAGCCAGGCAGCGCGUCAGCGGCCUCGCCGCGGGGCGGAGGGCAGGCCCGGACCACCCCCCCCCCCCCCCGCCCCGGUUCUCCACACACACACACAGCAGACCCUGCCUUCACUCUCAAGGGGCUGGAGACCUCUCACCGAAGUUCACUCAUCUAUGAUGUAAAUGCCUACUUCUGAGGAUAGGAAGCUUGAGAAAGAAUUCACACUGGAUGAAAACAAUUUUCUGAAGCUGGGUAUAUUCCAGGAACUGUAACCCAAAUGUUUCUCUGUCCGUGGAGAAGAUUUCACGUUUGAAAUAACUUCUACUGAAGCUAGUUGUGUCCCAUCAACAUGUUCUGGAAGUUUGAUUUGAACACAACAUCACAUGUGGACAAGCUGCUGGAUAAAGAAGAUGUGACACUUCACGAGCUGAUGGAUGAAGAUGACAUCUUACAGGAGUGCAAGGCUCAGAACCGCAAGCUGCUGGACUUCCUUUGCCAGCAGCACUGCAUGGAGGAGCUGGUCAACCUCAUCACACAUGAGCCCCCUGUGGAUAUGGAUGAGAAGGUCCGCUUCAAAUAUCCAAACACAGCCUGUGAACUGCUGACCUCGGAUGUGCCGCAGAUCAACGACAAGCUAGGAGGGGAUGAAACUCUGCUGAACAUCCUCUAUGACUUCUUGGAUCACGAGCCUCCUUUGAACCCUUUGCUUGCCAGUUUCUUCAGUAAGACUAUUGGAAAUCUCAUUGCAAGGAAAACAGAACAGGUGAUUGCGUUUUUAAGGAAAAAAGACAAAUUUAUUAGCCUGGUGCUAAAGCAUAUAGAUACAUCAGCAAUGAUGGACCUCCUGCUUCGUCUGAUCAGCUGUGUGGAGCCCGCAACUCUACGGCAGGAAGUACUGAAUUGGCUUAAUGAAGCAAAGAUAAUUCAGAGACUUGUGGAACUGAUCCAUUCAAGCCAGGACGAGGACAGGCAAUCAAAUGCUUCCCAGACCCUGUGUGAUAUCAUAAGAUUGAGCAGAGACCAGAGCAAUCAACUCCAGGAUAUACCUGAGCCUGAUCCACUUCUCACAGCACUGGAAUCACAGGAAUGUGUGGAGCAACUCCUGAAGAAUAUGUUUGAUGGAGAGCAGACUGAAAAUUGCAUAGUGAACGGAACACAAGUUCUUCUAACAUUGCUGGAAACGAGGCGCUCUGGGGUGGAAGGACUGAUGGACUCAUACACUCAGGGAUUUGAAAGGUCUUACACUGUCAACAGCAGCAUCUUACAUGGUAUUGAACCACGGCUAAAGGACUUCCACCAGCUGCUGCUCAGCCCGCCCAAGAAAACAGCAAUCCUAACUACAAUUGGUGUCUUGGAGGAGCCGCUGGGGAACGCUCGUCUUCACGGAUCUCGUCUAAUAGCUGCUCUGCUUCACACAAACACUCCCAGUAUUAAUCAGGAACUAUGCAGACUCAGUACCAUGGAUUUAUUACUUGACUUAUUUUUUAAAUACACAUGGAAUAACUUUUUGCAUUUCCAAGUGGAAUUGUCCAUAGCAGCUAUUCUCUCACACUCUGUGCAAGAGGGAAAAACUACUACUAAUGACCUAGAAAGCAAAGAAGAGGUGCUGAAUGGAAAUGUGGCCACAGAGAUCUCAGAGACUCCAGAAAACAAUACCGAGAAUAUCAUGGUUACUCAUCUGUUCCAGAAAUGCUGCCUAGUGCAAAGGAUAUUGGAUGCCUGGGAAGCCAAUGACAAAAUACAGGCAGAAGGCGGAAUGAGGCGAGGCAAUAUGGGCCACCUCACCCGGAUAGCCAAUGCUGUAGUGCAGAAUAUGGAGAAGGGCCCGAUGCAGACUCAAAUUAGUGAGUUCAUUAAAGAGCUACCUGAAGAUUGUAGAGGGAGAUGGGAGAGUUUUGUAGAAGAGACGCUGACGGAAACAAACAGGAGGAAUACAGUGGAUUUGGUGAGCACUCACCAUCUGCACUCUUCCAGUGAGGAUGAAGACAUUGAGAGUGCUUUUCCCAAUGAACUUUCUCUCCAACAGGCCUUCUCUGAGUACCAGAUCCAGCAGAUGACAGCUAACUUUGUGGAUCAGUUUGGCUUUAACGAUGAGGAGUUUGCAGACCAGGAUGAUAACAUCAAUGCUCCCUUUGACAGGAUCGCAGAGAUCAACUUCAAUAUAGAUGCAGACGAUGACAGUCCCAAUGCUUCCCUCUUUGAAGCCUGCUGCAAUGAGCGGAUCCAACAGUUUGAUGAUAAUGAGGAGGAAGAAGAUAUCUGGGAAGAGAAGGAGAUAACCUAUGCAACCCAAAUUAAAUCAAGAACACGAUUUGGAGCAUCUCAGACCUCAGAGAGUUCGUCAAAAAGUGAUCUUGAGAAUGGAGAUCAUGAUGGCAGCGUGGACUCUGAAGAAGAGGAGGAAACAGAACAGCAGCCGCCUCCUUCCUCAGCAAACAACAACAAGAAUAAUACUUCUGAGCAGAAAGACUCUGACUCCUCUGAAGGGUCUGGAUGGACGGCUGUGUUCGAGCCCGUGAACUCGAAGCCCCCCGCACCCUGUGUUGCCAUGGACGUUGGAUCGAGCGUUUGGGAUUCAGCAGCCGCGGAGCACAGCGCGCCGGAGGAGAAGGGGUGGGCAAAGUUCACAGACUUCCAGCCUUUCUGUUGCUCAGAAUCAGGUCCACGAUGCAGUUCUCCUGUCGACACGGAAAGCAGUGAUUCAGACGGAAACCCGAAGCAGAGUCAGGACAAGAACUUCAGCGCUGCCUCUCCCUGUGUUUGGAACGUCUGUGUCACGAGGAAAGCGCCGCUGGUGGCCUCAGACAGCAGCUCCUCUGGAGGCUCCGACAGCGACGAGGAGGAGGAUAAAGCUGGUAUCGUCACGGAAACCAUCAGCACGGGCUCAGGCCAGGAGACCAUCAAGCUGACUAUGGAUGCUAAAAACGAGAAGGCUGUUUUCACCAGCGAUGCAGACUGCAUGGUUAUUGAUAAGCUGGCCAUCACUGACAUCGGAACGACAAAAGCAUCCAAACCCCUGAACAGCGUGGCCCAGCGCUCGGAGGAGCUCCAGAACACGGCCGCGGUCGUCACAGCCGUCACGGAAACGGCCACAAAAGACAGGAAAGAAGAAGUCUUGCCCUGUGCUGAAGCCACAUUAAAUGGCCCUGCUUGAUGAAACAGAUGCAAUGGGACGUGUGUGAUCCAGGCCAGGCUGCUACCUGGUGAUGCAAUUUGUCAAUUUUUUUUUUUUUUUUUUCAUUUUAAUUUUAUUUUUUAAUAAAUGCUGCAUUGAUGAGAGAGCUGGCAUUCAGGACCAGACACGCAGUUUCAACACCAACAAUCUGUUCUGAAAGACACUUGCAUUGUCUAAAUGUAGCAUUGAUCAGUUAGUCAUCACAGGAAUGAUGGGGUUCUUCCCCAGCAAGCCUUCUGCCUAAUUUUAGUUCCUUGUCCCCUUCCCUCUCUCCCUUGUUUUUGUUUUGUAUUUGGGGUUCAGUCCUAUUUUCUUAGUGUUAUUGCACACAGUAUUCAGCUUCUCUUCAGAAAGGUAGCAGGUCUAACGCUGGGACUUGGACAGUGCACAAGAGUCCCGCAGUCGUGUGACCAAAGUUCCUGAUGGAGCUGUCUUUGGGCAGCAUUUGCACCGCUUUUGUAUAGCAAUAAAGCCUUAUCAGAAACAUUUCAUAGGAGGAAAAGAUGCAAACACUUUAAAUGGGAUGAAGCAGGGAGGGAUUUUAUUUUACGUUUCUGUGGGGUGGGAGGGAAGUCCUUGGCGGUGUCCCAAGCCAGAGGCCACGUAGCUAACCUGCUGUAAUGCUGAACUGUCCUGAGGAACAGGAGGCCUCUGCGGUGCGGUGAAUUGCUCAGUGCUCUCUCCUCUGGAGACGUGACAGUUCGCUGCAGGUUCUUGGCUCAGUUAGCAGUUGGUCUCUUGAGUCCGAGCCAUCAAAACUCAACCUCCGGGAUGUCGUCCUCCCUUGGCUGGGGAGUAUGCACAGAAGGUAGCGUGUUGUUUGCCAGCUAAGAGGAUAACGAUCCACUGGACUGCUGCCCUGCAGGAACGAGAGCAGAUAUGGCACAAACAGGUUAUCGGGUGUUGGCUGGCUUUUUGGAGACUGAUGUAUUUUCAAAUUACUAUGGGAAUCCUUUUCUGUUUGUUUUGUUCUGUUUUUAAAGUUUUUAAUGGAUGCAGGAACAGCAACACUUUUGCACUUUGUACCUAGUGACAACAUUGGAGAGGGAAAUGGCCCCAGCACGGGACUCCUGCCGUUACACCCCCGGUGGUCGGUCACGGAGGAGUUUGGGGGGGGGGGGGGGAGGUCAGCUGGAGGUGUGUGCUCGACCCCGGGGCACGGGACCUUCUGCGUGGGCUGAAGGACCCGCUCCCGUACAGACCGUACGGGCCUCAGGCGCAGGCCUGCGCCGCGCGGUGCCGGCCUGGGCGCUGAGCUGCUUCCCAGGCCGGGCUCGGGCGCGCGGCUCGCGCGGGGGUGGGUGUUGGGCCACCUGCAGAAGCAGGCGUGGGCUGGUGGGGGCAGAUCGCCGGGACCGGUGCUCCGGCGCUCACUGCCUACCCCCCGGGUCUAGCCACAGAGCCGGGCCGGCUUUUGUGUGUAAGCUGGGUGCUGAAGCCCACCUGUCAGAUGCUAAACGCCGCUUAUUUUAUUAGUCCAGGACCUAAGCUGGAAAAUCAUUCACUUUGGAAUAAAAGCAUGAAGCUUGACACAUAGGUAGCCAAACAGCGUAUUUGCAGAUAUAUUCUCACUUGUGCGUAACGAGGGACUUUACCCUGUGAGUAUGAAAAAGUACCUCACACAGAUCUGUUGUUACGAGCAAAGGCAUCCUAGCCAGACUUCAGUCUUUUUAAAAAGUACUUUAUUUUUAACUGUGACAUGUAUGUAGUGCAUAUGAAAUUUUCUUAACUGCGUUGAGAGGUGGGGUGGGGUGGGGGGAGUGAGGUGAACAAAACGUUUUCACUGUUAGAGUCAGUCUGUUCUGCUGGAUCAGUAUCCGACGGUGACGUACCCGCAGCACGAGGUUACCCUCGUGUGCCCAAAGAUAACGUACUUUCAUUUCUGCGUUUAGGGAAAACUGAGAAUUUGCUUUGCUGGGAUACCAGAUACGGAGGCUGCAGUGCAGAAAGCAGGAUGAGAUUACUGCGUGCAUCUUGAAGUUGUGUGCUGGGGUUGUGGGCCCCUGGGAUGCUGCUGACAGAGCUGUGAUUUCUCUCAGCUGCAAUUUCUCGGCAAGCAGGUGCUUUCAUGGGACAGUACUGUUGUUCUGGAAGUCUUCUCACUCACUCCUUGUGAUGUAAAAGAAAUAAUUUAAAGUUACAUUGCGCUGGGAGGAAGAAAAUCUCACUUUCUGCUUUUGUUACCUUGCUUGCUAGUUGGAGAUCAAUCCCACUCAUCCGGGAUUAUCGGAAACGAUUAGUGGGUUUGAGUUCCUAAUUGGAGACACGUUAAAGUCUUAAUUUUCAGAGGAUUGGUGCUAGAGCUUUUCUGAAAAUCAGGUUCUCUUCGGGCAUUCUUUAAACACCCAAACCCAAUACAAUGAAAACCAAGAAAUCAUUCAUCUUGUACAAAAUGAGCGCAGCUUAUUCCAGCAGCUGGUUGAAGCCCGUGACUGGGCCUCGGUCCCGUUGAGUACCGGGCGAUGGCAACAGUUCUCUCCCAGCACGGUUCCUGACCGUGGUGCUUGCAGGUUCUGCUGUGCUACGAUUAUGACCAAGUCCAUUUAGGAUCAAGAGAUUAAGGGGAAAUGGCCAGAGCGGGCACAAUUUGAUCGUCCUUCUGGCUCGAUACGCUUUCAGCCACCUUGUUAAACAGAGAAACGAUCUUGGCACCUUACGUCACCUCGGGCCGUGCUGGCUGGCGGUGCAAGAAUUCCGCUGAGCUGUACCCGCCGGAUCCGCCGGCGGUGCGCUGCUCGGGGGAGCAGUUACCUCCCCCCGAAAAGCGAUACAGAACAGCGGGCAGCAACAGCAUCCUGGAGUGUGUCAGGGAGAGAGGCAAGGGCGUGUCUGUCUGUGCCUUUCGUGGCAGGUUCUGAACUUGUAGUUGGUUAGCUUUUGGCUUCGAGUCUAUCAAUUGAAAUGAAAGCUUUAAUAAUGUAUUUAAACAUAUCCAGUAAGAAGAUCCAGACCCACAGGUUGGUUGCUGGGGGACUCCUUAUCUUAGGUUAUUAAUUUGAUUACUUGUGUCCAGUUACUUUUGUGCUAAGACAUUUUACCGGUAGUUGACUAGAUUUGUAGAAAUGCACAAGCUCUCUUGCUUUUGUGACAGUGAAUGAUUCCUCCGCCUUUGGGAUUUAAGCUCGGAAUUAGACCCCGUCGCUCCCGUGUUGGCUGGCUUCACACCGGCCGGCCGGCUGAUCUAGAAGUUCCCCGUGCUCGGUAUCUGGAGUUUGCGGUCCACAACAGAUCCCGAGUCAGAUGAUGGGUUCCUUGCCCAGCUCGGAUGAUUUCCUAGGUAAAAUGUGCAUAAAUGUCUGUCUCUUGGUAAGUCUGAGCUUCCCAGCUGUCUGGAGUCAGGGUGCAGUGGAGGUUGGAGGGUCCCAGUGCCUGGAGCCUGUGGCCCCCCGGUCCCCGGCGCUGCCCGGGUGGCUGCUCGGGGUGGCAGCGCGGGGCACGCUGCCUGCUGCGCGGCUGGCUUCCCUCCUCCCGAGGCAGCCCUGGGGAAGGACUGGCGCCCGAGGCUGGGGCGGGAGGUUUUGUCUGCUGAAAAGGGAUUUACUUAAGCCAGCUGCACCCAUUGAAAAACCCCUCGGCUUGCUUAGAUACUUGGUCAGAAAGCAGUGAAGACUAAACCGAUGUUCUGUUCGGCACCGUCCUUCCUCAUUUAUGUGCAGUAUUUUGAAUCUGUCCAUAUCGAUAUGGUAUAUAUAAUUUUAGGUUUGAAUAUGUAUACUGAUGAGUGUGUAUAUAGAUAUAUAUUUGCAAUAUGUAUUAUUCCAUGUAUAUUUAUACACACACAGCUGGAUAUUGCGAGCAGCCUGGCGAAGCAGAGCACAGGAGGCCUAACCUUGCCAUCUGGGUGCAGCUCCGUGACCGAUAGCGCGUCACGGGCCGACAUGCGUUGUGCAAGACCAAAGCCGGCACGGCGUGCCUGCUGGGGGGGGAAGGCUUCUGCCGGGACGUCCUGGUCCCGCGGUUCCACCCAGCGGGGCGUGGGUACGGUGGGUGACACCGGAGCGACGGCUCGUCCCGUGCUCCCGCUGCUGCCCCCCCCCCCCCCCCCAGCUUCCUCGGGGAGAGGGGGGGCCUGUUCUGCCCGGCCAGCGCUUACGACGCGAUCCCUUCGGCUGAUGCUGAAUGACGCUCCGACGGCGGCGCGUUUGUCUCCGGCUGGCGGGAUUGAUGGUGGGAGAAAUACCCUCCUUUGGAUGGGGGGGGCCGGUGGGGGCCCGCGCCGUCAGCGCAUCGGGCGGCUGCUCUGGGGCGUCCGGGGUCAGGAUUUGGCCCGGGGGGGGGAGCACAGCUGUAGGGCCUGCGACCCGGGGAAGAUGAAGCGUAACCGGCCCGGAGCGGCGGCGAGGUGAUCCAGGAGCAGCUGAAAGCUGGGGGGGGGGGUCUGGGGGGGGGGGGGGUGCUUGUGUGGCUCGCUGCAGGCUCGCCGUGCUGGCCGCGGGGGGGGGCGGCUGCUCGCGGUCCCUCUGCACGCCGGGGCAGAUCCGCGGUUGGGUUCAGGGGUUUGAGUGGCUUUGCUGUCCCGGAGGGGCGGGGUCCGCGCUAGAGUUGUGUCCACCGGCUUCGGAUCCGAGUUUAGGCCAGACAGUCUGUUGAAGGAGAGUGAUCAAGGAACGGGACUGUAGUUUAUUCAAGCUUGACCCAUAUUCUAACAAAAUUUUUACCCCUGCAAAUGUAAUUUAUUACUUCAUCUCUCAAGUCAUAACAGUUACGGCAGAAAAAAAAAUCUCAGUUAUUCAUCGGGAUAAUAUGUCCUCAGCAAAGCCUGGUAGGAAUUUCAUCAGCGUCCCAAGGCUUUGCUGCCCUUACUGCUUUGUAGAGAGCUGCAGCUAGCGAGCAGAAUGGAACACCAGCGGGUGCACGAAUU